CCCUUUUCUAAAUAAUGGUUUAAUCUCUGCUUAUAAAAGUAGCACUCGCAGUCUUAAUUUACACUCGACAGGAAAUUGAGAAAUUCCUCUUCAGCCAAUUUUGCCAUUUCUACUGAUUAGCUCAGUCGAACAAGAUGAAGCUUCUUUUGUUCCUUGCUGCUUGCCUUGGCUUGUAUUACACCUCGGAGGGGAUGGUUUAUUCUCACUGCGAGUUGUACAGGAUCUUUAAAGAGACUGGGCUGGAUGGAUACCAUGGAAUUAGCGCUGCUAACUGGAUAUGUCUUGCCUAUUAUGAAAGUGGCUACAACACUGAUGCUGUGAACAACAAUGGGCCGAGCCGCGACUACGGAAUAUUUCAGAUUAACAGCAAAUGGUGGUGCAAUGAUGGGAAGACUGCUGGCGCUGUGAACGCUUGUAAAAUUAGCUGUCAAAGUCUUCUCAAUAGUAACAUCUAUGAUGACAUUGAAUGUGCCAAGAGAGUUGUGAGAGAUCCUGAUGGCAUCUCGGCUUGGGUUGCCUGGAGGAAUCAUUGCAGAGGGAAGGAUUUGAGCAGAUUUACCGCUGGAUGUUAAAAGUGAAACCAAUACUCAGGCAGCAAACAACAGCAUCUUGCGAAGAAGCGGCUUUCUUAAAAGAAGAACAGCUAAAGAAAUCAACUUAUAUUCAGUAUCAGAAAUAAAUGAUACAAUUUGCUACAGCAGAAAUCAA
This is a messenger RNA of Rana temporaria (common frog), 708 nucleotides long. RefSeq names its product lysozyme C-1-like. NCBI's taxonomy places the organism in Eukaryota, Metazoa, Chordata, Amphibia, Anura, Ranidae. The coding region runs from base 135 to 572 and encodes 145 amino acids. Gene Ontology annotation, molecular function: lysozyme activity. The transcript is spliced from 5 exons. The record is from RefSeq and is a predicted model, not a curated record.